Messenger RNA from Carya illinoinensis, 1225 nucleotides. RefSeq lists its product as uncharacterized. Gene Ontology annotation, cellular component: nucleus; elongin complex. NCBI's taxonomy places the organism in Eukaryota, Viridiplantae, Streptophyta, Magnoliopsida, Fagales, Juglandaceae. Gene Ontology annotation, biological process: transcription elongation by RNA polymerase II. The transcript is spliced from 8 exons. The record is from RefSeq and is a predicted model, not a curated record. Bases 187 to 816 code for a protein of 209 amino acids.
GCUAAGCGCACGUUAGUAUAAGGCUCACGUGGAGCCUCGACAAAUGUAGAGUAAGCGCAUUUUAGCAAAUAUGCUUCCCUGUUCUCAGCUCAUAGACUAAAGAGGUUUCUUCUGUCUGCGAUUCCAUUCUCCGUCUUCGAUUCUUGCUUUUGGUGGUGUAUAUCCUGACUAGGAGAGAUCCAGGAUAUGCCUAAGAUAGAGAUUGUGUUAAAUGGAAGGAAAACGCCUCCGUCAUUAGUGGAUCUAUGUGUUAAGACGGCAAUAGAUAAUGUAAGGUACCUUGGGGAUGUUGGUGAAACAGAUCUAGAUCUCCUUGACCGAAUUUUAGCACACUGUACAGUUGACCAAUUGAUGCAUGUGGAGAAGUGCUCAGAAGGAAGAGAUCUAAGUCCAGUUACUGACAAGUUGUGGAAGAAGUUUUAUGAAAAGCAGUUUGGUGCAAAAAACACAGAGCACGUAGUGGAGAGGAUGGCCAAAAGUUUGAAGUCAUAUAAAUGGAUAGAUUUGUAUGAGGCAAAAUCAGAAGACAUUGCUGAGCAUGAGAAGAAGACAGCUGCCAGAAUUAAGCAACUAUACAAUAAAGAAACUGCACGAAAACAGAGUCGGCAAGUGCAGCUUUGCGCCAAGGUUCCACCUUCAAAAAAUAAAAGAAGCUUUUGUGGAGGUAGUGGACCUGGCCACAAUGUUUCACACUUUAGGAGCAAUUUGAUGAAGAAGUCAAAAAUAGAUCUUCUUAACAGUCGUGAGGUGAAGAAUCUUGCAGCUAUGAAGAAAAAUACAUACCAGAGAAACGAUGGGAAAGCGCCUCUCCCAUGAUGAAAGCAGCUCAGUUCUCUGGGAAAGAUUCUGCUACGACUUCUAAACCUUUCAAGCCUGUACACAGAAGAAUUUAGAAGCAUGUUUUCUGAGUCCUGGCGCUGCAAUGAAGUGUGCUAUCUUGGACGGUAUCCUUGCUAGCUAAGCUUUGCAACAUUUCUUCUCCGACUUAGCUCCAUUUCUAAACAAUACGCCCAAUCUUGUUGGCCAGGUGAUCAUUAUAUAUUUAUCCCCUUGGUUUUACGUGUAUCUUCCACCCUUUCUUACAUCCCAAUAAUGAAUAUUUGGUUGUUUCACGAUAUUUUCUUCUAGUCCAAGUUGUAACUAACUAGUUACUUGUUGGAAUCCGAUUUGUUUUCAUUUGGAAAAUUUACCCUUAUAUCACAUAAUUGUGAUUCCUCUAAAAUUA